Messenger RNA from Vanderwaltozyma polyspora DSM 70294, 285 nucleotides. RefSeq names its product ubiquinol--cytochrome-c reductase subunit 8 (gene QCR8). The record is from RefSeq and is a predicted model, not a curated record. The coding region runs from base 1 to 285 and encodes 94 amino acids. The transcript has a single exon. Gene Ontology annotation, biological process: mitochondrial electron transport, ubiquinol to cytochrome c. Lineage: Eukaryota; Fungi; Ascomycota; Saccharomycetes; Saccharomycetales; Saccharomycetaceae.
AUGAGUCCUCCAGGUGCUAAAACUUAUAUGGGUUGGUGGGGUAGUUUAGGUUCCCCAAAGCAAAAGGGUAUCACCUCAUAUGCCGUUUCUCCAUAUGCUCAAAAGCCAUUGAAUGGUUCUUUUUACAAUGCAAUCUUCAACACUGCUAGAAGAGUCAAAUCUCAAGCUUUGUACGUUUUGAUACCUGCUGGUAUCUACUAUUACUGGUGGACCAACAGUAGAGAUUACAAUGAAUACUUGUAUACCAAGGACGGAAGAGAAGAAUUGGAAAGAGUUAACGUUUGA